AUGCGCGUGGUUCAGGACACACACGUUGACAACUCCACCCCUCGUGUUCUGUACUCUGACGGAUCUCUUCUGAACUCAGGAACACCGGAAGUAUCACAGGCCUUUGGAGUGGUGGAUCUCACUCAGGACAACCCUCUGACGGUACAAGGACGAACGGAUGGUCACGCGUCCUCGGCCAAGGCCGAGCUUAUGGUUUUUUUAGCCGCAGUCUUGUCAGCACCUCCGGGGCAGGACAUUGUGGUCAAACUGGACAAUCAGUCAGUGGUGGAACAGUACAGUCGUCUAGUGAAGAAUCGUCGGGACACCUUACCGAGGAAGCGAUUCAGGAGUACAUAUGCGGGUAUCUGGGCGGUGCUUUGUCAGGUUGUGGAAUCUCGGCCAGGCUGGGUCGACGUGGUGUGGGUCAAAGGACAAAGCAACGUCCAUGGAACCGAGCUUGCGGAUCAGGCGGCGAAGGUGGCAGCACAGAGUGGUUCGGUGCCCGUGAUGGUGGAUCUCACUCAACAGACGGAUAUCACGACCUUUGCACAUUGUUACGGCGGGCUUGUUGAAAUCGAUUUACGUCAGAUCCUCAAACAACAAUCGAUAAUCCGUCACCAUCAAGCCUGGACAUCACAGAGAUGGGUCAAGAGGGCGAUCCCUGACAUCGAGGACGUGGAAUGGAACUCGACCUUGGCGUAUGUCCAUGACAGGCACGCAGUCUUCACUUUUUACAGCAACAGCAAGGACUCCCAUCAACGAACACAUCACAUCAAAAAGUUGCAUGGAAUACUGCCCACUCUGAACUCCAUGCAGGCUCGCAAGCCCAACCUGUACCCAACAUGCGUAUGCCGACGAUGCGAGCCCGAGAAGGAGGAUAACGAUCAUGUCUGGAAAUGCUCCUUGGCAGCCGAGACCACCACUGAGAUCUGGAAGGAGGCCAUGGGCAAGAUUAACGAGUGGGGUGUGCAGGCGACAAACAGCUACAACGCAGCCAGGAAGCGGGAAUACAAACGCGCGGUGGACAGCGGUCGUCAGGUACCGAGGCCAGACCCAUACACUGGUGGCCCCCUUCGGAUGCAGAUCACGUACGAGGGUUUUCCUCCAUCGGUGGAGCUCGAGCCGUGCACAGCGGUAGUCCAGCUUCCGAUCGAGACGAGAAACCGAUGUGGAACGUGCCGGAUCUCCUCCGCGGCAUCACCCCCUUGA
Messenger RNA from Linnemannia hyalina, 1188 nucleotides. The record is from the annotation of a GenBank genome assembly. Lineage: Eukaryota; Fungi; Mortierellomycota; Mortierellomycetes; Mortierellales; Mortierellaceae.